ACCAGAAAAACAUUUCUUUAUUGCUUGCAACAGUUCAGAUUCUAAAACUCCGGAAAGUUCAUAUUAUUUCUGAUCGAUAGCGAUAUUCAAGUUGCCGAAGAAAAUGGAAUCAAAUCUCCUUCCCCACUUUAAGCUAAUUUUGGGAUCUGCUUCGAUUGCUCGACGUAAGGUAUUAAGCGACAUGGGAUACCAAUUCACUCUAAUGAGUGCUGAUAUUGAUGAGAAAAGCAUCCGCAUGGAGAAGCCUGAAGAUUUGGUAUUGGCUUUAGCCGAGGCAAAGGCUGAUGCUAUUGAGUUAAAACUACAAACUACUGAAUGUGAAGUUGAGGAACAACCCACUGUCUUGAUUGCAGCGGAUACAGCUGAAGCAAUCAUGCAGAGGAUCCCUGAUGAUGACAGCAUACAGGAGGAUAAGUCGACAUUACUUGUUACUUGCGACCAAGUGGUUGUCUAUGAAGACACUAUCAGAGAGAAACCCUCGAGUGUGGAAGAAGCAAGGGAAUACAUUAGAGGCUAUUCAAAGGGACACACAGCAACAGUGAGUUCUGUGGUUGUGACAAAUCUCAAGACAGGAUUCCGAAAAGGAGGCGUCGAUAGAGUGGAGAUCUAUUUCAAUGAAAUACCGGAGGAGAUUAUCGAUAAAUUGAUUGAGGACGGCAUGGUGCUUAAGGUGGCUGGUGCACUUGUAAUCGAGCAUCCUCUAAUAUUGCCAUGCGUUAAAGAAGUGGUUGGGACAACGGAUAGUGUGAUGGGUCUGCCCAAAGAAUUGACUGAGAAACUUCUCAAGGAAGUAUUGGCAAGCACAUAGGUGCCUUGAAUUGGUGCCUGUUUGGUCUCUAAAUGCUGUAUUCGUCAUCUUCAACUCGUGAGUAUUCAGUUGUUUUGCUUCCUCGUUUUUUCUAAAACCUUUAGAUUAGGAUUGCUAGUGUUUUUGGUUUUCUGUUGCAGUGAUAUUUUUAUUAAACCAACAAAAACAAAAACACUAAACAAUAGAGUUUAUCGUUUUUCUCUUGUCCACAUUUUGCGGGAUAUUUAGUACAUUCGGUA
Messenger RNA from Eutrema salsugineum, 1047 nucleotides. RefSeq names its product maf-like protein DDB_G0281937. Gene Ontology annotation, molecular function: nucleoside triphosphate diphosphatase activity. Bases 104 to 808 code for a protein of 234 amino acids. NCBI's taxonomy places the organism in Eukaryota, Viridiplantae, Streptophyta, Magnoliopsida, Brassicales, Brassicaceae. The transcript is spliced from 10 exons. The record is from RefSeq and is a predicted model, not a curated record.